This is a messenger RNA of Pygocentrus nattereri (red-bellied piranha), 1920 nucleotides long. It is a transcript of the gene pnp5b, whose product is annotated as purine nucleoside phosphorylase 5b. NCBI's taxonomy places the organism in Eukaryota, Metazoa, Chordata, Actinopteri, Characiformes, Serrasalmidae. Bases 166 to 1074 code for a protein of 302 amino acids. Gene Ontology annotation, biological process: nucleoside metabolic process. Gene Ontology annotation, molecular function: purine-nucleoside phosphorylase activity. Gene Ontology annotation, cellular component: cytoplasm. The transcript is spliced from 6 exons. The record is from RefSeq and is a predicted model, not a curated record.
UGAUGAAGAAGGAAGUGCCUUAAAUUUCUCUGCGAGAGGAGUUUCUGAGCAGUCCCGAAAAGACGAAGUGUGGGUCAAGUUGAUUUUUAUUCAGCACUGCGUUUAUUUACUGAGGAGACGCUCCAGUUUGUUUUGGGCCUUUUCAUCUUAACGGAAAAAUCAGCAAUGUUCCCGGAUUCAUCUUCAGGAUAUGGUUAUGAGGAGUGCAAGGCCACGGCCGACUGGCUCCUGGAGCAGGCUCCAGUGCGGCCACUGGUGGGCAUUGUGUGCGGCUCAGGCCUGGGUGGCUUGGCUGACAUGCUGAAGGACCAGAAGGUUUUUAAAUACAGUGACAUUCCAAAUUUCCCCCAAAGCACAGUGCAUGGUCAUGCUGGCCAGUUGGUAUUUGGUACUCUUAAAGGAAAACCGUGUGUUUGCAUGCGGGGAAGGUUCCACCUCUAUGAAGGAUAUCCUAUUCAAAAGACCACCAUGCCCAUUCGCAUUUUCAAGCUGAUGGGCGUUGAGACGGUCAUCUUGACGAAUGCUGCAGGUGGGCUGAACCAGGACUACAAAGUUGGAGAUGUUAUGAUCAUCAAAGACCACAUCAACAUGCCAGGGUUCGCUGGAAACAACCCCUUAUGUGGACCUAAUGAGGACAGGUUUGGAACUCGUUUUCCAUGCAUGUCAGACGCAUAUGACAGAAAGCUGCAGCAGCUAGCUCAAGCGGUGGGGGCAGAGCUUGGCUACUCUGACUUCCUGAGGGAGGGUGUGUACUGUGUGCUCGGGGGGCCAUCCUUCGAGACAAUUGCUGAGUGCAGAAUGCUUAACCGCUUAGGCGCCGAUGCUGUUGGCAUGAGCACAGUCCAUGAGGUGAUAGUAGCUCGUCACUGUGGAAUGAGAGUUUUCGCCCUUUCCCUGAUCACCAACAAGGCUGUGAUGGACUACGGCAGUGAAGAGAAGGCCAACCAUGAGGAGGUCCUGCAGACAGGACAGCAGCGGUCCCUGCAACUGCUCAAGCUGGUGUCCACAAUGGUUGCUCGCAUUGACGUUGGUGACAACUACAAAAAUGGCGAGGCACACCAUUGUGAGCACUAAUCAAUGCCUCCAUAUACCAUCUACAUAUGAGUGUAACAUCUUGCUAGAAUGGCCUGCAUGUUGCACUGCUAGUCAUUGCACUUCCAUAGCCAGCCUUUUAGAGGCCCUGAAAUAUUAGUUCCGUUUUAAUAGAUUGCUUCCUCUUUGGACCUUACUCAUACUGUAUUUUUACAUGUUUACAUUCCUGAGGGAAACAUUGUAUGAUGUCUUAAACCAAUCCCAAAGCCAGCAGUUACAGUAAAAGACAUUCUGAUGUAUAUACAGUGAAGGCUUUGGUAAAUAAUAAAUUAUAAUAAUAAGAAAAGUGCUGUUUUAAUGUUAUUAACUUAACAGAUCCAUUGCACCAAAGUAUUUAUUAAAUAUUUUAAAUGCCUGAUCUGCUCCAAAUGUAAUAUUGAAUAUGACAAAGUUGAGCAAUAAUGAAGAAUGUUCAUUAGAGCGGUAACCUUCAAAUUUUAUUUAUUUAUUAUUCUUGAACAGCAAAAGACAUUAUUGAGUUAACUUUUGAGUAUCUGUUAAUGCUGUCGAUUUAAAUAUUUAAAUGGUGUAUUUAUAUGAACUUUUUUAGACAGGGUAUUCUUUGAGCGUUUUAUGAAGAUGUAUUUUUUGUGUCGGAUGCCUCAGAUCAUAAGGGGAGCAGAGGGAUGCUGGGGGGGUCCUGUUAAUUCACAAAUAAUCUGAAAAUAAUUGCUUAAUGCAUAAAACUUGUUCUAUGUUGUCAUUAUCAAAAAGGAAAGGCUUCUCUAAAUUCCUGCGUAAUUCAGUCACUGAGAUGUAAAGAAAGCGAUUUAUAAACUUGAUGUCUGCAACACAAAUAUAACUAUUUUAUUAACAAUAAAAAAAAUC